This is a messenger RNA of Beta vulgaris subsp. vulgaris (sugar beet), 636 nucleotides long. Its product is annotated as secreted RxLR effector protein 161-like. NCBI's taxonomy places the organism in Eukaryota, Viridiplantae, Streptophyta, Magnoliopsida, Caryophyllales, Amaranthaceae. The record is from RefSeq and is a predicted model, not a curated record. The coding region runs from base 1 to 636 and encodes 211 amino acids. The transcript is spliced from 2 exons.
AUGGGUGAGGCAUCUUAUGUCAUUGGCAUUAAGAUCCAUAGAGAUAGAUCCCGAGACAUUUUGGGUUUAUCUCAAGAGACCUAUAUUAACAAGGUUUACACUAGACCUGGCAUUGCAUAUGCUGUUGGAGUAUUGGGAAGAUAUCAGAGCAAUCCAUGUCCUGAUCACUGGAAAGCUGCAAAGUUGAGAUAUGUUCAGGGUACUAAGGACUACAUGCUUAUGUAUAGAUGGAUUGAUAAUCUCCAAGUAGUUGGUUAUUCUGAGUCCUAUUACGGUGGCUGCAUUGACUCAAGAAAAUCUACCUCUGGAUAUGUGUUUAUGUUAGCCCAUGGUGUCGUCUCUUGGAGGAGUGCAAAACAUACCUUAACUGCUACUUCAACUAUGGAGGCUGAGUUCGUCUCUUGUUUUGAGGCUACUUCACAUGGUAUAUGGAUGAAAAGUUUCAAAUCUGGACUUGGAGUCGUUGACUCUAUCUGUUGGCCGAUAAUGAUGUUUUGUGAUAAUUCAACGGCUGUUUUUAUGGCUAAGAACAAUAAGAGGGGAAGUCGAAAUAAGCACAUCGACAUUAAGUUUCGAGCCAUAAAAGAACGUGUUCAAAAAAAGAAAGUGAUCAUAGAACAUAUAGCACUGGAUUAA